Anisakis simplex (herring worm) is the source of this 1134-nucleotide messenger RNA. The record is from the annotation of a GenBank genome assembly. NCBI's taxonomy places the organism in Eukaryota, Metazoa, Nematoda, Chromadorea, Rhabditida, Anisakidae.
AUGAAGCUGCUUCUCCUGAUCGGCUUCUUGAUAUGUCGUGCCUCGGCCGAUAUCUUCUCGUCGAUGGCCACAAUGAAGGCACUUGUUGGAGCCGAAAAAGAUAUACCAGUAAUGAUCAACGCUUACAUUGAGAGGGAAAUGGAACGACUCGAAUAUCUUCGCAGAUUUGCGGAUGAUGUUCAGCAACGUAACGACAACGCAAUCGCCGAUGGUGAAGAGUCGAUAACACAUCCAAUUAACGCAUUCUUGCUGAUCAAAGAGAUGACCACUGACUGGAGAAAAGUNAAUUCAGCCGAAGAGUUCAUUCGUAACGCUACACAUCAAAGAAUCAUGAAACAUAUCAGAUAUCCCACUGAUGAAGAUCUUGCUGGAGCAGCCAUAGGUUUGCUGCGUCUUCAAGACACCUAUCGAAUGGACACAACAGAUAUUGCUAACGGCAAAAUUCUGAAUUCGCGUAUGCGAACCGUUUCGCUGACUGCACAUGACUGCUUUGAGAUUGGACGUAUCGCUUACAAUGACUACGACUAUUAUCAUACGAUUUUGUGGAUGCAAGAAGCGAAAGAUCGAGUUGAAAAGGAAGACGUGCCAACUGCAAAUUAUGAAGAUAUUCUCGAAUUCCUCGCAUUUGCACUCUACAAACAAGGCAAUCUGAAGAGAGCACUUCAACUCACUGAUAAACUGGUCAGAAUGUCGCCACAACAUCCACGUGCGAGAGGAAAUCUGCGAUGGUAUGAAGAUUUGUUGGAAGACGAAGGAGUGCGACGUGUUGAUAUGCGAAGGAAUAUUCCACCACUGUCGAAUCCAAGACAUGACGGAGGACUUGAACACACCGAAAGGGACAUUUAUGAGGCGCUUUGCCGUCAUGAAAUACCUGUGAGUACAAAGGCACUGUCCCGAUUGUACUGCUACUACAAAAUGGAUCGGCCAUAUCUGCGUCUGGCGCCGAUCAAGGUGGAAAUCAUGCGUUUCAAUCCAUUAGCUGUGCUCUUCCAUCAGAUCAUGUCCGACGAAGAGUCUCGUGUCAUCGAAAUGCUUGCCGUACCCAAGCUGAAUCGUGCAACUGUUCAGAAUGCAGUGACCGGUAGCCUGGAAACAGCAAACUACCGAAUCAGUAAGAGGUAUUUCAACUACUAG